CAGCUCACACGGAGAGAGGGAGCGAAGCAGAGCGCACAAGACCAGACGCAGGGAGGAGAGGGAGAAAGGCGCACGGAUUUUCAGUGGCAUUCAGCUGCUUCUCCCGGACACUGGACGCGCGCAACAGAUCCGCGUGACAAGGGAGGACAGAUAGAGAGGACAUUUGGAUGCUUUUGCGGAAUUGAGUGCAACUUGAGCGAGCUUGCGUUUUAACAGGCGAAUGUUUUGUUCUUCUCCUCGCUCCGCGGAGAAAGCAAUGCAGCCGGUGAUUGCAGGAGCGCAGCCUUUAGUAAGUUAAAACACCGGAGCUGGCUGCGUUUCGGAGCUGUUAUUUCGGAUCUGCCUUUUUUGUUUUGUUUUGUUUUGUUCGGCUUCCACGAAGAAAAUGCCAGCAGGAAAAAUAAAGGGACUGUUUCUGACGAGAAUGUGGAAAGUUGUGGCCGUUUUGGCGCUGGUCACACAACACGUCUCCGGUAAGACGCUGAAAUAUCAGAUUUACGAGGAGCAGAAGGUCGGCACGGUUAUUGCCCGUUUGAAAGACGAUGUCGCGGAUAUUCUGGCCAAACUUCCCAGCUCGGUGUCGCUGCGCUUCAGGGCUAUGCAGCGGGGGAGCUCGUCUUUCCUCUCGGUGCGCGAGCAGGACGGAGAAAUCAGCAUCAGGACCAAAAUUGACCGCGAGAAACUCUGCGAAAAGAACCUCAACUGCUCCAUCCAGUUCGACGUGCUGACACUCCCCACCGAGCACCUGCAGCUGUUUCACGUCGAGGUGGAGGUGUUGGACAUCAACGAUAACGCACCACAGUUCGCCCGCGCCGUCAUCCCCAUCGAGAUCUCCGAGAGCGCGGCCGUGGGAGCGCGCAUUCCCCUGGACAGCGCCACGGACCCCGACGUCGGGGAGAACUCGCUGUACACGUAUGCCUUAGAGCCCAACAACUUCUUCAAGAUAGACAUCCAGUCCAGGACUGACGGGGUGAAAUACGCGGAGCUGGUGGUGCUCAGGGAGCUGGAUCGGGAGAUGCGCUCCAGUUAUGAACUUCAGUACACGGCCUCUGACAGGGGCGUUCCCCCCAGAACGGGUACGACCCUCCUCAAAAUCAGCGUUGCAGACUCGAACGACAACAGCCCAGUUUUUGAGAAGUCGUCAUACGUCAUAAAUCUGCCAGAAAACUCACCUGUUGGCACUCUGCUCAUCGACCUAAACGCCACUGACGCAGACGACGGCACCAACGCCAAAAUAGUCUACUCAUUCAGCAGUCACGUGUCCCCCAAAAUCAUGGAGACGUUCAAAAUUAACCCCGACAGCGGUCACCUGACGCUCAUCAGACGUGUGGACUAUGAGAGUGUGAACUCUUAUGACAUUGAUGUCCAGGCUCAGGACAUGGGACCGAACUCGAUGCCAGCACACUGCAAGAUCCUGAUCAAAGUGGUCGACGUGAACGACAAUAAACCAGACAUCAGCAUCAACCUCAUGUCCUCCCAGGGGAACGGGGACGCAGCCUACAUAUCGGAGGCGUCUCCUCUGGACACGUUCGUGGCUCUGGUGAGGGUGGAGGACUUGGACUCUGCGCUGAACGGGGAGGUAGAGUGUAAACUUCACGGGCAGGGAUAUUUCAAGCUCCAGAAGACCUAUGAGAACAACUACAUGAUCCUGACCAAUGUGUCUUUGGACCGCGAGAAGAGGUCAGAGUUCAGUCUGACGGUGGUGGCGGAGGACCGGGGGACCCCCAGUCUCUCCACAGUCAAACACUUCACUGUGCAUGUCACUGAUGAAAAUGACAACCCGCCACGCUUCGAGAAGGGCCGAUAUGAGAUCUUCAAAUCAGAGAACAAUGCCCCUGGAGCGUAUCUGACCUCCAUCAUGGCCACUGACCCGGAUCUGGACAACAACGGGCAGGUGAGCUACUCCAUCUUGGAGAACUCUGUUCACGGAAGCUCCAUCUCCACCUACGUCACCAUUGACCCCUCCAAUGGCGCCAUCUAUGCUCUGCGCACCUACGAUCGUGAGGAUGUGAGUCGCAUCUCCUUUGUUGUGCAAGCCAAAGAUGCGGGGAAACCAUCGCUGCUCAGCAACGCCACCGUCAUUCUCAACAUCCUGGAUGAGAAUGACAACCCCCCAGUCAUCGUGGUCCCCCAGCUGUGGAACUUCACCGCUGACGUACCGGCGUCGAAGUUCACAGAGGCGGGACACUUGGUGACCGUGGUCAGGGCGACUGAUCGUGACACAGGGGUCAACGCUGAGCUCAUUUGCUCCAUCGUCAGUGGCAACGAUGAGGGCUUCUUUCUCAUUGACCCAAGAACCUGUGAAAUCCACGCCAACGCCAGCCUGGAGAACUUCCCACAUGAGCACGCUGAGCUGACAAUCGUGGUCCGAGAUCAAGGAAGGGAGAGCCUGAGCGCUAAGGCGGUGCUGAAAAUCACGCUCUAUGAGAACAUAGAGAACCACGUCCAGGUGAUGGACCAGGGCGAGUCUUCUCUGGACGUGUCCCUGAUCAUCAUCAUCUCCCUGGGGGCCAUCUGCGCCUUGCUCCUUGUCAUCAUGGUGGUGUUCGCCGCCCACUGCAACCGCGAGAAGAAGGACACAAGACACUCCUACAACUGCCGGGUGGCCGAAUCGACUCACCAGCACCACCCCAAAAAGCCCUCGCGCCAGAUCCACAAAGGUGACAUCACCCUCGUCCCCACGGUGAACGGCACGCUGCCAAUCAGGGCCCACCACCGCUCACCUUCGGCCACGCCCCCGAUGGAGCGUGCCCAGAUGGGGAGCAGGCAGAAUCACCACAGCCGGCAAUCACUGAACAGCCUGGUGACCAUCUCAUCCAAUCACAUCCCAGAGAGCUUUGCACUGGAACUGGCGCACGCUACUCCACCGGUGGAGCAAGUCUCACAGCUUCUGUCCAUGCUCCAUCAGGGCCAGUACCAGCCCAGACCCAGUUUCCGUGGCAACAAAUACUCCCGCAGCUACAGGUAUGCGUUACAAGACAUGGACAAGUUCAGCCUGAAGGACAGUGGCCGUGGGGACAGCGAAGCGGGGGACAGUGACUGUGACAUGGGGCGGGAAUCCCCCGUGGACAGGCUGCUGCUGGGGGAGGGCUUUUCUGACCUGAUACACCUCGAAAUGCACCAUCGACUCCACCCAGCUAUGAGACUGUGCACGGAUGAGUGUCGCGUCUUGGGACACUCUGACCAGUGCUGGAUGCCCCCGCUCUCCUCCCCCGCUUCCUCCGCCGACUACCGCAACAACAUGUACAUCCCCGGGGAGGAGUCCGCUCAGCAGCCCCAGAUCGACGAUGACCAGUCCUCCGUUGACUCGGAACGCCGCAAGAGCUUCUCCACUUUCGGCAAGGAGCCUGGGAGCGAAGAGGGUGGGGCCGGGGGAGUCGUCGCCGGAGGAGGUGACGGUUGUGCAGCUGGAGGAGGGGCUGGCUCCCUCCUCACUGAGAUGAACUCUGUGUUCCAGCGGCUCCUCCCUCCUAACAUGGACUCGUACGCAGAGUGCACUGAAACAAGCCCACCCUCGUCCUCGACGACCACUGAGAGAGUUAGCGGGCGUGGGGGCAACGCUGCUGGUAACCAUAGUAACAAUGCCGUGCCUCAGGAUAACAGGAGAGGGUUGUUGCCAGGUGGGAAAGGCCCCGCCUACCCCCCAGGUGUGGCUGCAUGGGCAGCCAACACCCAUUACCUGAACCCUGGAAGUGGAUCCGUGGGAACCAACCACGUUCCCGCCUCUCCCUCCCCAGCCUCCACCUCCACAGCCACCGCCGCCAACGGACAGCCACCACACCUCAAAUGGCUGCCAGCCAUGGAGGAAAUCCCAGAGAAUUACGAGGAAGAUGACUUUGAAGGUGUCUUCCACCCGGGUCACCCGGGUGGCAAGCGCAGCAGCGAGGGCCGCCACGAGGCCGGAAUGGACACUAGCGAGCUGGUCCACGAGAUCAACAAGCUGCUGCAGGACGUCAGGCAGAACUAGAGCGGGAGAAGAAGUGAGAAACCGCCGCGUGGUUUCAACCUUUCACCACAUUUCUGGCAAAUGCUUGUUCUUCGUGCCAACAUAUAUAAACUUUACGAUGACUGUUUCUCAUCCACUGUAAUGCUUGUCUUGUUUAUUUUUUACCAAAUAGCCUCUCGAUCGCCCAGUGCUGUGAGACUCGCAGAGGAAAGUAAAGCGCGGCACUGGAGCUGUGAUUGAGGUGACUAAAAGGCAUCAAAGCGAGCGCUCCAAGAAGCAGAUUGCUCAGUUGUUGUUCCGUUCUCUCCGAAAGUUUGCUCGAAUGAGCGAGUUCAAACGGGAAAUCCACCAAGAGAAACUGUACCCUUUCUUCAUUUGUAAUGUUUACAGCUGCGUGAACAGGCUCCACAGGGAGGAACCAACAGUUGUGUGAUCUAAUUUCAGCUUUUACAGUGUACUAUACUGUACAGUGUCUGUGGAAAAAGGCAAACUCACUUGAAUAUUGUGCUAUGUCUUCUGUUUUGUUAUUAUGGAAUGUAACUGUACAAUUUGACCUUUGUAUUUUAAAAAUACACUCUUUUUUACUUCUAUAUAUUUAUAUGUGUCCAUGUAUGUUUGUACAGAAAAAGAAAAGGAAAUGUCUAUUUUUUAUAACUGUCACUGCAUGUCUUAAUAUCACUUAAUGUGUCUCUUUUCCUCUGCCCUGUUUAUUUUAUAAAAAAAAACAAAAAAACAAUUGUAUUUAAUUUUGUUAUUGAACAUGUGUGUGUGUGUAUUAAAAAUAAUCACAUUCCAAUGCAGUUCCAUGUUGGAAGUUGGUUUUUGUAUGGUGACAUUGUGACCAUUGGAUGAUAAAUAAAGCGGAGGGAUUCUUAACAGA
Molecule: messenger RNA, 4826 nt
Organism: Acanthopagrus latus (yellowfin seabream)
Lineage: Eukaryota; Metazoa; Chordata; Actinopteri; Spariformes; Sparidae
Gene: pcdh18a
Product: protocadherin 18a
Exons: 4
Coding region: 386-3967 (1193 amino acids)
Biological process (GO): homophilic cell-cell adhesion
Cellular component (GO): plasma membrane
Molecular function (GO): calcium ion binding
Source: RefSeq, a predicted model, not a curated record